Molecule: messenger RNA, 942 nt
Organism: Acyrthosiphon pisum (pea aphid)
Lineage: Eukaryota; Metazoa; Arthropoda; Insecta; Hemiptera; Aphididae
Product: nibrin
Exons: 5
Coding region: 283-864 (193 amino acids)
Biological process (GO): mitotic G2 DNA damage checkpoint signaling; double-strand break repair via homologous recombination
Cellular component (GO): Mre11 complex
Molecular function (GO): protein binding; damaged DNA binding
Source: RefSeq, a predicted model, not a curated record
CCUACUACCACAAUUAUUUAUGAUCAUAUCUUAAAUCGUGCCUACUAGUAACUAUACCUAUAUUUUAAUAUUGUUUAAUAUUGUUAUUGUGGAAUGUAGAUAAACAAUAAAUUGUUAUUGUCCACCCCACCGUGCGAUUCUCGGUGUUCCAUUCCUGUGAACCUGUCAAAUCAGUCAAUCACCGUAGUCGGGCAGACAGACCGACAGUCAACAGACACCAAAUAGCGUUAACGAUACCGACUACGUUAUAUUAAAUUCACCGUUUUUCAAUUUUUAACUGAAAUGGAGUGUAGUAGACCGAGGGAUACAUCGUUGUCCCAGAGUAUGUCCAUACCGACGUUGAUGAAUGUAAAAACGCGGGAAUACUACGACGUUUUGAAGAAAAAGACUCAUCUGGUCGGUCGUGCUGGAUUCGGUGCUGAUCUAGAAAUAUCAAACGAUACAUCCAUUAGCCGCUGUCAUGCAGAACUCAUUCUUGUCAAGAAAGUAGUCGGCAGUCAAGUGAAACUCUUUUUGACUCUAGUGGACAAAAAAUCAAAGUAUGGAACAUUUAUAAAUGCUCUGGAUAAACAAAUUGAAAGUAAUUUAACUAAAGAUUUAAUUUUUGGUGACACAGUUCGUUUUGGUAUAAUGGAUAGCAUUUGGACUGUUGAGGAAUAUCCUUUAAUGGCUUGUCCGUCAACAUUGAAAAUUGCUGAAAAACAAACAUUGAAACAUCUAAUGACAACAAUUGGAGGACAAGUAUCGCGUGAUUGGUCUGUAGAGUGUACACAUCUCUGUAUGAAUUCUGUCACUGUUACAGAAAAGGUGUUAUUAUGUCUAGCAUCUGCAAAAUCAAUAGUACCCCUUUCAGUAUUUUAUUGAUUUAUGUAAAGCGUUAUCACCUGAUUCGUUGUCGGAAGUACCAUUCUGUAUGGAUUACAAGCCUAAAUUGGUUGAAAG